Messenger RNA from Acanthamoeba castellanii str. Neff, 387 nucleotides. Its product is annotated as endonuclease III, putative. Gene Ontology annotation, biological process: base-excision repair, AP site formation; nucleotide-excision repair; base-excision repair. The record is from RefSeq and is a predicted model, not a curated record. The annotation marks the transcript as partial. Gene Ontology annotation, molecular function: oxidized pyrimidine nucleobase lesion DNA N-glycosylase activity; DNA-(apurinic or apyrimidinic site) endonuclease activity; DNA binding. NCBI's taxonomy places the organism in Eukaryota, Discosea, Longamoebia, Acanthamoebidae. The transcript is spliced from 4 exons. Gene Ontology annotation, cellular component: nucleus.
AUGCGCAAGAAUAGAGACGCGCCUGUAGAUACGAUGGGAUGCGAAGUGUUGGCCGAGGACGCCGAACCUAAGGUGCAACGCUAUCAAACCCUCGUGGCGCUCAUGCUCUCGAGUCAAACAAAGGAUCAGCAGACAGCGGCAGCCAUUCGGCGUCUGCAGAAACAUGGGCUUACGGUCGGAAACAUAUUGGAUACGCCUGAGAACGAGCUGGAUGAGCUCAUUUCAAACGUAGGCUUUCACAGGAACAAGGCCAAAUUCAUCAAGCGCACGUCAGAAAUCCUUCGCGAGGAGUAUGAUGAUGACAUUCCGCCCGACUACGAGGGCCUUCUCAAGCUUCCUGGAGUGGGUCCAAAAAUGGCGCACUUGACUAUGCAGUGUGCCUGGCAC